CGAUCUACAGCAAAAGCAUUUGAUGUGCUGGCCACGCACAAAUUCGUACAAGUUUGUUUGCCUGCCAAUAGUGUACAAAUUGCGAUGCAAAAUCGUUUCUAAAUAGGCACUAUUUUGACUAUCCGCGAUCCGUCCCAAAAAUGGACAUCUCCAUAAAGCCGGUUUUCUCCUUCUCGCUCAACUACAAAGUCUUUGAGAAGCUGGUCACUUGUGGCAAAUACGACGGAAUCCACUCGUGUCUGACCGUGGUGACCAACGCCGAUAAGAUUCUCAUACACACGCCACACAAGCGGUAUGGAUUGCAGAACUCGAAGCUGUCGGUGUCGGAAAUUAAAAACGAUAUCGCCAUGCUGAACAUGAACUUUCCCAUUCGGGCCAUUAUCGCUGGCAAGCUCAAGAAGGACGACGAGCGGGAUAUUCUCGUCAUUGGGAGUUCAUCUUACUUUCUUGCAUAUCACGUAGAUGAAAAUUACAAUUUAUUUCAGCGAGAUUUUCCCGAACACGUAAGAUCACUCCUGAUUGGAAGUUUUGCCAACUUUGUAGGAAAUAUGUUGAUUGUCGGUGGAAAUGCCGUCGUAAAAAUUUUCAACCCCGAAGGAACUGAGGUUCUCUGGAUGAUAACGGCCGGUGGCGUCAACGCUCUUCUCCUAAGCGACAUUGAUAAGGACGGACAAAAUGAGCUCAUCAUAGGCACGGACGACGGUUGCAUAAAAAUCUACAAAAAGGACACACUGCUGCACGAGUUCACCGAGGGCAACGAGAUCCAGAACCUGAUGCUGAUCGGCCCGAACCAGUUUAUGUACAGCGUUAAAAAUGGAACCAUCGGCGUGUUUGAGGAGAAUAUCCGGCUCUGGCGGAUCAAGUCCAAGACGAGGGUCACGGCGUUGGCCAUGUAUGACAUAUUAGGCUGUGAAAAUAAGCAAGUUAUCAUCGGCUGGAAGAGCGGAAAGAUAGACGUGCGUGAUGCCCGAAAUGGCGAUGUUCUGUUCAAGAUGAAGCUGAACGACUUUGUGUGUGGGAUCGCGUGCAACGACUACCGCGGGAUCGGCGUUCUCGAUCUUGUGAUUGUUACAGUAGAUGGCGAAAUUUGUGGAUACACCACCCCCAGUGUCAACCUGAUGAAUUUGCACAAUUUAGCUGAUGAAGAAAUGAGCAGUCUGCUAUCACAAAAGCAAAAGCUAUUACUCGAAUUGAAGCACUACGAAAAUAAUAUAAAAUUCAACAAAGAACUCUCGUCGAGUAACGAUAGCCAGCUCGUCCAGAGUGUGCCGGACAAUGUUGGCGUAAUUCCGUCCAACACCAGGCUCCAGAUUGGCAUCUCAACGAGCUACGAUAGUACGGAUAUGAACAUUGACAUCACGGUUUCAACGAACAAUGCAACCACAAUUCGAGCGGUGCUAAUUUUUGCCGAUCAACUGUUCAAGGAGGAAACGUUGAUUGCGCAUUUGACGAAGGACGUUUCCCGGAUUCUGAUUCCGUUGAAGACACUGAAGGAUAAUGCGCAGGAUAUCCACAUCAAAGCUUUUGUGGGCUACCCGACGAGCGUGCAGUUCCACGUGUUUGAACUUACGCGGCAGUUGCCAAAAUUUGCAAUGUACACGAUUCCGCAUAGUUUGACCGGGUCGCCGAAGAGUAUUGCUUACAUCAACAAUCUGGCCGAGAAAGACCACGACGCCGGCGAUAGUUACGUCGGGUUUAGGAUCACGGAGCGACUCAAGCGGAUUUGUAUAUGGAUUAAUCAGAAUUUCCUUCUGCCGUCGGACAUCGAGUACAUGACAUCAUCGGACGCUGACGCAACGGAGUUGAAGCUGAACUUAAUCAGUCUGCGAACCAGCAAGACCGUGUGCCUACACUUUAACAAUGACGGCAAAACCCGUUUCCACACCGAGGACAUUGAGCUGGCCGGUGACCUCAUUCAGUCGCUGGUGCAGUUUUUGAAUAUUGAAAAUAUGAACUCUGUAGCAUAUUUCCCCCUGGUUUACGACGAGAUCAGAGAGUUGUUUGGCAAACUGCAAGGCCUGCAAGAAACGGAGAAGCAGAUUAACUCGGAAAUCAUCGACAACAUCAACCAAGUCAAGAGUCAUCUCAUCAGAGCCGAGGAUGCCCGCUACUAUAAUGAGGAUGACGUUAUCAAAUACCACAACGAAAUGAUGAACACUAACGAAGACCUGUUGAAGAACUACAAGAUUCGGUUGGUCAACGCGGGCCAGGUCCAACUGGCACUGAAACGUGUCCACAGCAUACUGUACAGCGCAUCCAAGCUGAGAGUUGGAACGUUUGCCUCCACUAUCAUUGGCAAGUUCAAAGAUGCGCUCAAAACGAACAACAUCGAGGCGGUGCUGAAAAUCAUCGAGCUGGGAGAAAUGUAAGUCUGGGAAGUGUGAGUUAAAGGGCUUUAGUUUUUGAAGUUAAGUUUUAACCUUUAAUUGAGUUUUCUGUUCUGUUGAUUCAUGUUUUUUAAAUAGGAAGUUUCGGUUUGUAGGUGAAUAGAAUUCAAAUAUAAAAUAA
Culex quinquefasciatus (southern house mosquito) is the source of this 2508-nucleotide messenger RNA. RefSeq names its product Bardet-Biedl syndrome 2 protein. Gene Ontology annotation, biological process: non-motile cilium assembly. Bases 141 to 2369 code for a protein of 742 amino acids. Lineage: Eukaryota; Metazoa; Arthropoda; Insecta; Diptera; Culicidae. The record is from RefSeq and is a predicted model, not a curated record. Gene Ontology annotation, cellular component: neuron projection; motile cilium; BBSome. Gene Ontology annotation, molecular function: protein binding. The transcript is spliced from 11 exons.